Pectinophora gossypiella (pink bollworm) is the source of this 3509-nucleotide messenger RNA. It is a transcript of the gene Sox15, whose product is annotated as putative transcription factor SOX-15. The transcript has 4 exons. NCBI's taxonomy places the organism in Eukaryota, Metazoa, Arthropoda, Insecta, Lepidoptera, Gelechiidae. Gene Ontology annotation, molecular function: RNA polymerase II cis-regulatory region sequence-specific DNA binding; DNA-binding transcription factor activity, RNA polymerase II-specific. The coding region runs from base 533 to 2242 and encodes 569 amino acids. Gene Ontology annotation, biological process: regulation of DNA-templated transcription; cell differentiation; anatomical structure morphogenesis. The record is from RefSeq and is a predicted model, not a curated record.
GCCGGCGCACACCGUGCACUCAGUCAAACUAUUUUUUUAUAUCCCGAACUUUCAUCGAAUGCUUUUCAAACCGUGUGACUUUUCACCUUUGCCAUAUUGACGUUGAGAAAAAAAAAACGCGCGACGUACCUCCAGUGUCAUAGUGCGAAGUUGUAUAACCCGUGUUUUUAAUAUUUCUUGAAAAUGUGUUAUGUAGUAAAGUUUAUGUGACAAGUUGCGGUUAAAGUUCACUAUUCGCGUUCACCUCUGUGGAUGUACUGGAUAUUGGCCGGGAUUCAAAUACUUUAGUGUUUUUUUAUUUAUUAAAACUUGUGUUUCUUGUGGUGUAUGGUAAAAACGAUAGGUAGAAAGAAGACAGCAAAUUAAUUGAUAAUAGAUGAACAGAUAUGACUCCAGACGGAGGGGUAGUGAUGUAACGGACAGGAUGCUCGGCGUCCCCGCGGCGCAGUAUCGACGGACUUUGAAAGAUUAGUGUUGUGCGCGAUAUCGGUAUUCUGAAGAAUCGAUCGAUUUAAACGACUGCCUUACCCGGAUGAACACCCUCAUGCUGACAACAGGAGGAGUAGCCGACGACCAGACUUGCCUCGACAAUAAUAUGUCGUUUUCUUCUUAUAACAUGAUGGACCCGGGCGGAGCGGGCAUAGCGGAGUCCCCCCCGACCUACCACCGGAGCUACGAGCAAUACGUGCAAGGAGGUGUCGAGAACAGCACUGACUCGGUCCAAGACCAGACCAGUCCAGAACUCGUGGUCUGGUCCACACUACCUUACGGCCUGGACUACAGAGCACAGUACGACUACCGUAGUCCGUACGAUACUUCAAGGGAUUACAGCAACCAGCAGUAUGCUCGGGCCCCGUUUACAACGAAAAUGGGGCAAGCUAAAGCGCUGAAGGAAGCGAGGAUUCGAAGGCCAAUGAAUGCUUUCAUGGUGUGGGCGAAGGUGGAAAGGAAGAAGCUAGCCGAUGAGAAUCCAGACCUGCACAACGCGGACUUGAGUAAAAUGUUAGGUAAAAAAUGGCGCUCGCUGACUCCCCAGGACCGACGACCGUUCGUGGAGGAGGCCGAGCGUCUUCGAGUCAUCCACAUGACUGAGCACCCUAACUACAAGUACCGACCUCGGCGGCGGAAGCAGACCAAGACGCGGCCCAACCAGCCGACCACGCCAUCGUCAGCGCCGCCCGCAUCAGCGGCCCUAGGUUCCCCCUACGCCGCCGCCACAGAUUCCCCCGACGCGAGAUUCUCACACAACCCCGGAGCAGGAUUCUCCCCCUACCGCACCUCCCCGCUAGCUUCCGAUUCUUACCAGUCAAACCAGUUCAACGGCCACGUCCAAACCCCCGAGUCUUCUCCGGCGAGGUCCCCAGAACCCCAGGGCAGGAGGAGCGCCCCAGCCGAAGCGCCUCUUCCGACGCCUGACGCUUCUCCCGUAGAGAAUGAAAAAGAGAACUUCCAAUACGAAGAACGACGAAGAGCGAUAAAUGCGUCGUCUCUUUCUGACUCGUACUCACCUUACAAGCCUUACAGGACGCCGGGGUCUUUUUCUCCCGCUCCUGUGGCCGCUAUGGGUAUGGCUAAUGGGAUGUACGUGAUGUGUACUCAGAGGACUCUGGCUGAGCAGCCGCCGCUUGUUACCGGAACGUUCUUCCCUCCGGUCGCGACGUCUCAGGAUCAGCAGGCACUAGGCACGAGCACUCCACGGGUGUCAUCAGCUCCAAGCGGUCCGAUGACGACGGAAUACAGUAUUCAAUACCAUCCAUAUGAGCAAUACGAGCAGAUGUAUAAGACUGAGGAAUCGUACGUGUCCCACUACCCUGAGCAGCCGAAGACGGAGUACGACACCGGCGGGAGCUACUUCUCCGAGGAGCCUCCUCCGAGCCAGCAGCAGCAGGAGUCGGAGCAGUUCAUGAACCAGCGCCCGGAGAUACGGACUGGUUCUCCAGAGUCAGAUGUUGACGCUCGUGAGUUUGAUAAGUAUCUGGAUUAUGGGCAGGAGGGUGGUGCGAUGGAGCAUCAACAGCAGCAGCAGUACAGAUAUGAGCCGCAGCAGUACAGGGCUCCGUACUGCGAGCAGGCGCCGGGGCCUGAGUACUGCGAGAGGAUGUACCCCUCUCCGUACGCCUCGGUGAUCUCCGGGGCCCCACCGACAACCUACACUCCGGCGGCUCCCGGCCCUGAGGUGAGGCCUGAGGAUGAGUUUAGCGUCAUACUGGCCGGAGUCAGACAGACCUGUUACAGCAACUAGAACUGAUGAUUAGACUAUAAGGACUUCUAAUUAGCCCAAAGAGAUCUUGUAUGUCGAUAAUGUAUCUGUAAUAAAUAGGGAACCAAUUUGUGAAGAUUGAGAUGUUUUAGGUGAUGUGCUAGGUGAAUAUCACUUAGAAAAUAACGAAGAAAAUAAAAAAAGAUCAAUUCCACGAGCAAAUGUACUGAACACAUGAAAUAUUGUUUGUUGUAUUUAAGGAAACGCAGAAGCUAGAUUUUGGUAUACAAAAUGUUUUCUAUUAAAUGUUGGUAAAAAUAAUGAACCCACGUGAUGGACAUUCAGGAGAAAUGUUGUCAUGACACUAAAUUGACCUUCCUAGUAGACGAUGCCCAGUGAGCAGAAACUGAAACUAGACUAGAAGACCACGGGAAUCUUUCAAACUAAGCGUUUUCAUACUUUACAACAGACAUAACUUUAGGUCACGACUACAUCCCAGUUGGUAGUCCCCACACCUCAGUAAGUACCCACACCUCGCCGAGCUUUCUGUUAGACCAACGUGAUAGGCGGUGAGCCGUAUCGCCGACUAUAACGGUCGAGCUAACUCUAUUAGUGAAAACUGCACUUAAGAUAAAUUUGUAAGUCAUUGGUGCAAGUCUGGUACCGGGACGUAGGAUAAAGAAUAAUACUACGUAAAGAGAGACAACUUUCCGCUCCCCACCAGCGGUUGAGCUAGGUUUACCUCACCCCCUCGGUCUUAGUUUUGUCUUAAAUUUUAUGGUCGUCAGACGUCACGCGUACACACGUGUAGUGUCUGUGUAAAACUAGGUGUUUUGUAUUAAAUGUCUUUGGUGUGACCGGGGUUUGAACCGGCGCUGCCCCGAUUGAGAAGCAAGCCGAUGUACCAUACGACCACAGUGACUACAACAGACAUGGUUUAUAACCUAAAACGUACUUAACUAAUACGGUAAAAUGUGUAUCAAAAGCUACCUGUGAAUAUUUAUUAGAGAAACUGAUUCUGAAAUUGAUACUGAAGGCCCCGGCCUUAGUCAAGUUGCAAAAAAUUAUGGCAAUCAACAGUGAGAGUGAUAAAAAUACAGGCUGUCGUAACGAAAACUGAGAGAUGAUUCAGACCACAAUUCUGAGUUGAUGUCAUCCCCCUCAGUAUUCGUUACGGUGUCACUAACACUCAUACCUACUUGUAUGGCUACUGUAUGUACUUGUACGGGGUGUAAGUGACAUCGUAACGAAUACUGAGGGGGAUGAUUCAGCUGAUUAUUCUGAGUGAUUAUCAAGUGGAAUUUUCUAU